UAUAGAAAAUAUAUAGUUAAAAGUGGUAUACCAAAAGGGAAUUGGGAAGGAGAUAGCGCUUUGUUUGAAGGGGAAAGUGAAAGAAAAAAAGAACGAAGAACCGAUUUGUCUGAGAAGAUGAGCGGUGGGGGGUUUAGGGUUUCAUCAAUCCCCAACAGUGUAAGGAAAACGAUCCAAAACAUAAAAGAGAUCACGGGUAAUCAUAGUGAAGAUGAGAUUUAUGCAAUGCUUAAAGAAUGUUCUAUGGGUCCCAAUGAAACCGCUCAGAGGCUCCUCCUUCAGGAUCCUUUCCGUGAAGUCAAAAGAAAACAUGACAGGCGAAAAGAGAGUUCGAACAACAAAGAGUCUACAGAGCCUCGGUGGCGAUCUGGUUCACAGGGAAGGGGGACUAGGGGUGGCCGAGGGAAUUUCCCUCCACGUUACACAGCACAUGAGGCUGGUGUUUCUAAGAGUUCUGGUCAUGGAAGAGACAAUGGAAUGGAUCAAGUUGCAGAGAAAGGUGGUGGUCAGUCCAUGUCAACCUUGCAGGACACAAAAACAAAAGAAUCUACGCUCAUUGUCAGUCCUGUACCUGCCAUGGUCAAUGGUACUCCUGGUGUAGUGGCUGAAACCUUUUCUGCACAUGCAAGAAAAGCUGCCAAUCAACGUAAAGAAAAAUCAUCUGCUGGUAACAGUGAGUUAAGGAGUGCACAAUCCCCUGUUGAUGCCAUAAGCAAACCAACUAUUGCAUUUGGAAGUGGGGACAUGAGUGGGCAUCCUGCAGCAACCUCUAGUGACUUUUCCAUGUCCACUGCUCCAGCAUCUUCAUCAGCAAUCUGCUUCUCAUCUUCAGAACCCGAAUCAGUUCUACACAAUGUUUCUCAUCUCCUUGGCACUUUGGACACUAUCAAACAGGAAAGCGACCGAGCUUCUACAGAACCAAAUGCAGUUAUUCCUACCGAAAACAAAUUAGCAUCCUUCUCGUCUUCAGAACCUGCACUAGUUCCAUCCAAUGUUUCUCGGCUCCUUGGCUCAUUGGACACAAUCAAACAUGAAACAGGAAAAAACCGAGCUUCUACUGAACCAAAUGCAGUUAUUCCUAUUGAAAACAAAUUAGCAUCUGCGGCUACUGAGGCUAGUAGCUCCUUCCUGCAAGGAAAGAUGCCAAGCAAAUCCUCCGCAGUUGUGAACAAUCCGCUGGGUGAGUCUGCUCAUCCUUCAUCUACAGUAACCCAUGGUUCCUCUGCAACUUGGCCUUCAUCCAAUUAUAGUAGCCGCUCGCAACAAAUAAUUGACCCUCAGAAAGUUGGUUCUAAUAAGGAGUGGAAAUCAAAGCCAAUCAACUCUAAUAUUGGGCUAGGUUCUGGAACAGCUGGUGCAUCCGAAGUUCCUAUUUUUUCACUUGAAACUAAUGCUCAUUCGUUGCCCGUUUCAUUUGAGUCAGAAGUAGCCACUUCAAAAUUGCAGAAAAAGUUGGAGGAAUUACAUUUCCCACAUCGUCAACAUGUAAUAAUUCCCGACCAUAUCCAUGUCCCAGAAUCAGAAAGAAUCAAGCUGAGUUUUGGAAGUUUUGAUGCUGGUUUUGGAGUAGCAUUAAACAAUGUUGGUAGUCAGGAGACUGAUAAGAGUUCUACACAUUUGUCUGAGGCUUCUCAAGAUGUUCAUGAAACUGCCGAGGAACAGGGUUCAAGCAAUCAAAAUGCAUUGGCUACUGCUGAGGAAGGAGAUUACACUGAUCAUCCUCAAUCAGCUGCUCAUGCACCUGAAAAUUUGUCUCGUGAUGGUGGUGUUGCUAGUUCCAUUCCAGAGUAUAAUGAAAACAAACAGGAGAAUGCAUUGCUCUCUGGAAGCCAUCAACACUCUGCAGUAACAUCUCCCAAUUAUAGUUUUGGAAUUGUGCCUCCUAUGUUAGCACCUUUCGGAAAUGCUGAAUCUCAAGCCCGUGAAGUUUCUCGCCUUUCAAGCUUUGUUGUUCCUCAGCCAUUUGACCCGGCAGCUUAUUAUGCCCAAUUCUACCGUUCUAGUUCUGAUACUGAUGUUCGUGUUUCUCCCUUUCCCUCCGGAGUUGCUACAAAGUACAAUGGGAAUGUUGCGGUUCUUCCUCCACAGACAUCUCAGUGUGCUCAAGAGGGUGGAAACUCUUUGGUACUGACUACAAGUAGUUCAUCUCCAGUAGCGACUCAAGCUGCUGGGAUGAUGCAAAGUUCUAUAGCUGUGACUCAGCAACCAGUCCCUGUCUACCGCUCAGCAUCUGGGGUGCAUUUACCACAUUAUCCUCCAAACUACAUUCAAUAUGCCCCCUUUUACUCUCCUUUUUUUGUUCCUUCUCCUGCGAUCCACCAAUUUAUAAACAAUGGGUUGUUUCCUCAACAACCUCAAGUCGGUACUGUUUAUCCUUCUGCACCAGCAGCACCUACUGCAGGAGUCAAAUUUUCACUUCCUCAAUUUAAACCCGGAAGUGAUACACCAAAUUCUGCUCAUAUUGGAAUUCCAAGUGGUUAUGGACCAUAUGGCUCCUCAGCCGGUUAUAAUCCAAGUUCUGCUGUGGCCACUGGGAAUUCAAUCACAAAUGAAGAUCUUGGUGGUGCUAAGUUCAAGGAAAACAAUGUCUACGUCACUGGGCAGCAGAGUGAAGGUUCAGCUGUAUGGAUUGCUCCCCCUGGGCGAGACAUAUCCAGCCUGCGGCCAAGUUCAUUCUAUAAUCUUGCCCCUCCAGGUCAGAAUGUAACUUUUGCUCCUACACAAGUUGUUCCUGGCUCCUUUGCUGGUAUAUAUCACCCACAAGCAGCAACAGCAGCAGCCGUUCAUCCUCUUCUACAACAGGCUCAGACUAUGGCUGGAGCUGUUAAUAUGGGGGGAUCUGCUGCUGGUGUUUAUCGGCAGCCACAACAUGCACAGAUGAACUGGUCCAGUAACUACUGAAGCAGGGCCAUAUACUUUUUUUUUGUAAACCAACCAACCAAGACAUUCAAUAUCCAAUCUUGGGGUAAUUUUGGGAGCUCACCUCCAAUAGGUUUGAAUGGAGGGGAAUCAAGAAGAUACAUCAUUGGCUGGAGUUGAAAAGUGUAAAAUCCAUUGGAGGAUGGAGAAAGAAAAACCCGUGAAUAGUAUCAUCUGUCUUGCUAGGGUUGAGGAUUUGUAGGUCUUUCUCUUGGCAUAUGGUAUUACCAAUAUUCAUUUUCUUAGUUUAAAGCUAAUGACCCCUUUUGUUUUUGUAAGUUUUUCAAGUCCAAGGAUUUUAGGAUUGAGUGGUGAGACCGUGAGAGAACAUGUUCCCCUCUUUAUUUUCAGGUUUAGGGGUUUCUGGAAGGUGAGAUUUUAAGGUUGGUGGACGAUUCUUUGCAGUGUCUUUUCUUCUUAUCUUUACCUGUAAACAGAAUUUCAUUAGUAAGGAUGUGCGGAA
Messenger RNA from Hibiscus syriacus, 3382 nucleotides. RefSeq names its product GBF-interacting protein 1-like. The transcript has 11 exons. NCBI's taxonomy places the organism in Eukaryota, Viridiplantae, Streptophyta, Magnoliopsida, Malvales, Malvaceae. The record is from RefSeq and is a predicted model, not a curated record. Bases 118 to 2901 code for a protein of 927 amino acids.